Messenger RNA from Aureobasidium musti, 1113 nucleotides. The record is from the annotation of a GenBank genome assembly. Lineage: Eukaryota; Fungi; Ascomycota; Dothideomycetes; Dothideales; Saccotheciaceae.
AUGACAAUCACAGCCGUACCCACCAGCGAGCAGGAGCUCACGAAGUUGAUGCACGGCAAAUCGGCUACUGAACGCAAUGCUUUCCUUUCUAUGCUACGCAAAGACGGCCAAUCUCAUCGCCUUGUCACAGACGAAUAUGUCAAGCGCUGGACCGAGGACAGUGACGAAGCACGAAAGUCCAGACAGGACUCAUACAUGUCCCUGGUGAACAAUUAUUACGACUUGGCGACUGAUCUGUAUUGCGAAGGAUGGGGUGAAUCGUUCCAUCUUUGUCGGUUUGCUCUUAGAGAGUCGUUGAUUCAGGCACUGGCUCGUCAUGAGCAUUACCUUGCACAUAUGAUUGGCAUCAAAGACAACUAUACUGUGCUCGAUGUCGGUUGUGGAAUCGGUGGACCAGCAAGAGAAAUUGCUACCUUCGCUGGCUGCAAAGUAGUCGGAGUAAACAACAAUGGCUAUCAGAUUGAAAGAGCGACUGCACUUACAGCUAAGAGAGGACUCUCUGAGCAGGUGUCNUUUGUCCAGAACAACUUUAUGCACUUGAGCUUCCCAGACAACACUUUUGACGCUGUGUAUGCCAUCGAGGCUACUUGUCAUGCCCCGGACCUCCAAGGUGUCUAUUCGCAGAUGUAUCGUGUCGCCAAACCAGGAGCAGUUGUCGGCAUCUACGAAUGGGUAAUGACAGACCGCUACAAUGAAAGCGAUCCAGCUCACCGUGCAAUCCGCCAUGGCAUCGAGCGCGGGAAUGGAAUCUCCAACAUGGUAACCAGGAAGGAAGCACAGCAGGCCUUUUCCAAAGCAGGCUUCAGCCUGAUACAUGACGAAGACCUAGCUGAACGCAAAGAUGCAAGACCCUGGUUCGCUCCAUUGAGCGGCGACAUCAAUUAUGCCACCGGACUUUGGGACGUACUGGGUGCUUUGCGCAUGACGAAGGCUGGUAGAUUUGUGAUGGAGUCGCUUCUUUCCACACUCGAAAAGGUCAGGAUGGCACCUUCUGGCACAGCUGAAACGGCUNNUAAGGAAUUGUCAGCUGGCGCUGAUGCUCUGGUCGCUGGUGGAAAGGAAGGCCUCUUCACUCCAAUGUAUCUCAUGGUUGGAAGGNNGAAGCCAAUGUAG